AUGGUAAUAUUGAAAGGGGGGGGCUUUUGGGGGGGGGGGGGGGGGGCUCGGGGGGGGGGGGGGGAGGGGUGGGGGGGAAUGGGGGGGCGGGGGGAUGAAGUUUGGAUUAGAGACUGCAGGGGGGGGGGAGAGAUGCUGGGGGAUGGGGGGUCGCGUGGGCGGGGGGAGGGGGGGGCGGGUGGGAUAGGCGUGGGGGGCAGAGGGCGAAGAGGGGGGGAGGGGGAGGGAGGGGAUAGGAGGAUAGGGAUAUGGGGGGGGGGGGGACAAGGGGGGGGGAGGGGGGGGGGGGCUGGUGGAGGGGGGGUUGGGGGUGAUGGGGUGGGGGGGGGCAUUGGGGGGGGCAUUUGGGGGGGGGGAGGGCGGGGUGGGAACACUGGGGGGGGAGGGGGGAGGGAUGAUCUGCUGGGGAGGGGCGGGAUCGGAGCAGGCGGGGAUGGGGCGGGGAGCAUGCUAGUGGGGUCGGAAGGGAGACGGGGAGGAGGGAGGGUGGAGGGGGAUGGGCUGGGGGACUGCGUGGAGGGUGGGGAGGUGGGCGUGGGGGAUAGGAGGGGGGGGGCAUGGGAUGGGGGGGGGGCGGAGCUGGAUGGGAGGGGAGGGGAGAGGGGGGGGGGGGGGGAGGAGGAGGUGAAGGCGAUGAGGGAUUCGAUGGUGGGGGGCGGCGUGGCGGGUGGGGGGGGGAUAGGGGGAUGGGCGGGGGAUGGGGCGGGCAGGGGGCGGGGGGGGGGGGCGUGGGGGGGGGGAAGAAAGGGGGGAGAGGGGGGGGGGGGGGGGGGUGCUCGGGAGACUAGGGUGGGUGGCAGGUGGUGGGUGAUGGGCUUCGGGGGGAUUAAGAUGGGGAGGGAAGGGCCGGGGCAGGCUGGGGGGGGCGUGUCUGGUUCACGCAUCGAUUUCUUGUCUACGAUUGUGGCACGUGGGGGGCAUCGGUACGGGGGAUGGGGGGUGGAGGCAAGGGGACGGGGGGGAUGA
Dicrocoelium dendriticum is the source of this 966-nucleotide messenger RNA. The record is from the annotation of a GenBank genome assembly. NCBI's taxonomy places the organism in Eukaryota, Metazoa, Platyhelminthes, Trematoda, Plagiorchiida, Dicrocoeliidae.